AUGUCUGAGUUUAAUAAGCAGAAUUCGUCAGCGGCUUCGAAUAAAAAACAAGCUUCAAUUCUGAGUUUUUUUAAAACUCAUGAGAGUAAGAUAAAGAAAACUAACUGUUCAAAUGAUGCAGAUAUUAAUAAAAAUAUCACAGGAAAUGAAAACGAAUACAGAGAACCUGAAGGGAAUAAAUUAUUUUUAAGUAAUCCUUUGGAGGAGGAUGGGAUGAAGGACGACAAAGAGAACGCUCAGCUGAACGCAAAAUUUUCUAUGCUGAAUAAUUUUGUGUCAAAUGUGAAGGAAAGCGAUGGAAAGGGGCUGAAGAUGAGCAAUGAAAAGAGCAGCGGAAGUGACAAUGUGAGAAGCAAUGCGCAUAGCAACAGGAACAGCUUUGGCAUGAGCGAGGGGCAUCAAGGAAGUCUAUUUGAAGAUUCCUUACAGGAGGGAAGUGCAGUAAAAAGCGAGAGCGAAAAUAAGAUGGUGCUGAAUAGUAGCAGUUACUAUGAUAAAGAGAGUGCAGAAAAUGCAGAUCUAAGCACAGAAGAGGAUCUUAUUAUAAAAAAGAAGAGAAAGAUAAUACUUGAUAGCUCAAGUGAUACAAAUACAAACACAAAUGAAAAGACUAAAAUGGGAAAGGAAAAAAGGAAUAAUGGGGAACAGUCAAUUAGCGAUGGUGUUGAUGGGAAGUUAAGUUUUUUACUAUAUGAACCAAAUAAAAAAUUUGAAGAAACUCUUUUAAUCGAUGAUAAUAAAUGUAGGGAUAUUAAAUCAAUACAAAGAAGAAAAGGAGAAGAUAGUAAAAAAUCGCAAGAGUUAGAUUUCUUAAGAAAUAAAUAUUUAAAUUUACCUAUCAGUUUAACAAAUGAUAAAUUUAGACAAUAUAUAGAACAGUAUUUUUUAUAUUGUAAUACAUUCGAAUUUCCAAAAUGGAUUCAACCUCAGUAUAUAAGAGAUAAUAAUUUGAACAAACCAGAGAGUGCUGACUAUGAUUGUACAACCAUAUGGACUCCACCAUCAGAUCAUCAAUGGGCAGUGGAGUAUAAACAAGCACAUUAUACUCCAGGUAUGCAGCAAUUUUGGAAAAUAAAAUCUAAAAAUUUUGAUAAAAUAAUUUUUUUUAAAAUGGGAAGGUUUUAUGAAAUAUUUUAUAUUGAUGCUUGUUUUAUGCAUACUAUAUGUGGACUUAAUUGGAUGAGUGGUGAGCAGAAACCUCACUUGGGAUUUCCAGAACAGUCUUUACAUUUUUAUGCAAAAAAAGUAAUUAAUAGUGGUCAUAAAGUAGUUGUAAUUGAGCAGAUGGAAACACCUAAAGAACUUGAACAAAGGAACAAAGAAUGCUCUGGACCUAAAGAUAAAGCUAUCAAAAGAGAGGUCAAUGAAAUAUAUACUAAAGGCACAAUACUACAUGAUAAUAUGUUAAGUGCUGAGACCAAAUAUUUAGUUUGUUUUUAUUUUGAUGAUAUAGAAGAUUUAGAUAAUUCUAAUGAUAGAUUAAAAACAAAGUGUAACUUUGGUUUUGUUGUAACAGAUAUUGCAACGUCUUACAUUGCUGUAGGGUAUUGUAAUGAUGAUGAAUCGAGAAUAGAAUUAAGGACCAUUCUUGCACAAUUAUGUCCAGCAGAAAUUUUAUAUUGUUCGAAAAAUAUAAACAAAGAAGUGUUAUCCAUAUUUAAAAAUAUUGCAGCAGAUCCGGAGUUGACUAGUAUGAAUAGUUUUCCUAAUAUCAUCGCAUCGUUAGAUGAAAUAAAUAAAUAUUUCGUUAAUAUUCCUAAAAGUUUGGAAAUAUAUAAAGAACACAAUAGUGUUAUUUGUGCUUUUGGAGGAUUUAUAGUAUAUCUUAGAUCCCUUCUUUUAGAUAAGAAAGUCUUUAAGUUUUGCAAAAUUGAACAUUACGAUUUAUUUAAGAAAGACAAUUAUAUGGUUCUGGAUGCAACUGCCUUAAAGCAUUUGGAAAUAUUAGAGACUCAGUCAGGAGAAACGAAAAAUUCCUUAUACGAUUAUGUGAAUAAAACUUGCACAAAUUUUGGUGCUCGUAAUUUGAGGAGAUGGGUAUGUAGUCCUUUAUUGAAUUGUAAAAAAAUUAAUGAACGAUUAGAUGUUGUAGAUUUUUUGAGAAAAAAUGAACACAUAUUAUCAUUGAUAAGGUUAAAGAUGAAGAAACUACCUGACAUACAAAGGUUAUUAAACAAAAUAUGUGUUCAAGCAUCUCAAAGUGAAAGAGGAGCUGUCUUCUUUGAUAAUAUUGUUAAUACAAAAUUGAAAGAAUUUGUUACAUUCUUAAAUGCAUUCAAAGAAAUAGAUAUAAUGUUGACUGAAAUUAACAGCAUUGAUAAGGAUGAUGAAAUGCCUAGUCGCUUAUUCGAAAUUAGUAAUACACCUGACAGGAGGAAUAAUAAAAAUGUGAAUGGUUCAUAUCCUCAUAUUGAAGAAAUUACAAAAGAGUUUUUACAAAAAAUAGAUUUUGAUGGGGAAAAAGAAUAUAAACCAGCAGAAGGAUGUGAUGAAGUAAUCGAUAUGAUAAAUAGAAAAGAAAAGGAUGUAGAAAAUCAACUAAAUAAUAUAUUAGCAAAUAUGAAAAAAUAUUUGAAAAUAUCAACAUUAAAAUUUGUGCAUGCAAAAUAUAAAUACGAAAUUGAAUGUCCAGAUAACGUUCCAAAAUCUUUUUUAAAAGAAGUUGAAAUAACAUCUGCUAAAAAAGGAUUUGUUAGGAUACAAAAUGAAGAGAUAAAAAGUUGUGUUGAAAUGUUAGAUGACAUUGAACAGGAAAAGAAAGAUGCCAUUUAUCCAUUUUUUCAAAAAAUUUUCCACUUAUUUUAUGCACAUUAUGAAAAAUAUAUUGCUGCAUGCAGGCUAAUUGCAGAACUAGAUUGUUUGCAAUCCUUUGCAUAUGUAGUAUUAAACACUUCAUUCGUUUUAACAAGACCUAUACUUCAUCCCAUGCGAUGUGAUAACCAUACAAGGGUGAUGGACAAAGGGGUAAAGGAAGAAGAGGAAGGAACAUCCGAAAUGGAGGAAGAAAAGGGAGAAGUUCAAAAUAAAAAAACAGACAAGAAGGAAAAAUAUUCGGAUGAAACAAAUGAUACAGAUCGAGGUGUUAGUGAUACUAAAGAACCUUUGCUCAUCCUUGAAAACAAUAUUCACCCAGUUGUUGCAACCCUCAUGCCGAACUUUAUUGCAAACAAUAUUUAUAUGGGAUGUGAGCAGGAAAAAAAAUCAACUUUAUUAUUAACGGGACCAAAUAUGGGAGGUAAAAGUACCUUACUGCGUCAGGCAGCUAUAUCUGUUAUAUUAGCACAAAUAGGUGCCUUUGUUCCUUGUACAUAUUGUGAGUUAACAGUAGUAGAUAAGAUAUUUACAAGGUUAGGAUCAAGUGAUAACUUAUUUGAAGGAAAAAGUACAUUUCUAGUUGAGUUAGAGGAUAUAUCAAAUUUGUUAAAACAGAGUACUAAAUACAGUUUAGCCAUUUUAGAUGAACUGGGUAGAGGAACCUCAUCCUUUGAUGGCACAGCAAUUGCUUUGUCUACACUUGAACAAAUAUCUGAUGUUAUAAAAUGUAGAUGCAUCUUUUCAACUCAUUACCAUAUGCUAGUAGAAGAAGUCAAACAUAAUACAAAUAUUUCCAACUAUCAUAUGAGCUUAAGUAUUGAUGAUGAACAGGAGAAAAUUAUAUUUUUAUACAAAUUUAUUAAAGGAGUAUGUCCUAAAUCAUUUGGAAUACACAUUGCAAGGUUAGCUGGACUUCCAAAAGAGAUCAUUGAUCUUGCACAUGAGAAAUCGGUACUAUUUGAAAAUGUAACUGAUGAAUUUUGCAAAAUUAUUAAAUAUAAAAAUAUAAUGCGUUCUUUGUUAAAUGCGCCUGAUGAUGAAAACUUGGCUUCUUUGUUUCGAAAGUAUAAAUGUGAAUUUUCGUGA
This is a messenger RNA of Plasmodium malariae, 3900 nucleotides long. It is a transcript of the gene MSH6, whose product is annotated as DNA mismatch repair protein MSH6, putative. Bases 1 to 3900 code for a protein of 1299 amino acids. Gene Ontology annotation, molecular function: ATP-dependent DNA damage sensor activity; ATP binding; mismatched DNA binding. The record is from RefSeq and is a predicted model, not a curated record. NCBI's taxonomy places the organism in Eukaryota, Apicomplexa, Aconoidasida, Haemosporida, Plasmodiidae. Gene Ontology annotation, cellular component: MutSalpha complex; nucleus. The transcript has a single exon. Gene Ontology annotation, biological process: mismatch repair.